Dipodomys ordii (Ord's kangaroo rat) is the source of this 2439-nucleotide messenger RNA. RefSeq names its product adaptor-related protein complex 4, beta 1 subunit (gene Ap4b1). Gene Ontology annotation, cellular component: membrane coat; clathrin adaptor complex. The transcript is spliced from 9 exons. Gene Ontology annotation, biological process: vesicle-mediated transport; intracellular protein transport. The record is from RefSeq and is a predicted model, not a curated record. Lineage: Eukaryota; Metazoa; Chordata; Mammalia; Rodentia; Heteromyidae. Gene Ontology annotation, molecular function: clathrin binding. The coding region runs from base 107 to 2113 and encodes 668 amino acids.
AUGCUUGCAUCCUUUCUACGUGAUUGCAACUUGUGUGAAUGAAAAUCCUUCUGAUUGGGGCUUUUGUAUUUUACUGAUUGCUGCUGUGCAUGUUGGUUCCAGACACAUGACUCAGGGCAUGGACAUGUCUGGUGUUUUCUUGGAGAUGGUGAAGGCUGGUGCCACUGCAGAUGUGGUUCAAAAGAAGCUGGUUUAUCUGUACAUGUGCACAUACGCACCCCUGAAGCCGGACCUGGCUCUCCUGGCCAUCAACACCCUGUGCAAAGACUGCUCGGACGCCAACCCCAUGGUGCGAGGCCUGGCCCUGCGGGGCCUGUGUAGUCUCAGGGUGCCCGGAGUACAGGAAUAUACCCAGCAGCCUAUUCUCAACGGUCUGAGGGAUAAGGCUUCCUAUGUCCGUAGGGUGGCAGUCCUUGGUUGUGCCAAGAUGCACAAUCUACACGGAGACUCUGAAGUCGAUGGUGCCCUGGUAAAUGAGUUAUACAGUUUGCUGCGUGACCAGGACCCUAUUGUAGUUGUGAACUGCCUGAGGUCUCUAGAAGAAAUCCUAAAACAGGAAGGCGGUGUUGUCAUUAACAAGCCCAUUGCUCACCAUCUCCUAAAUAGAAUGUCAAAACUAGACCAGUGGGGUCAGGCUGAGGUGUUGAACUUCCUGCUUCGCUACCAGCCUCGCAGUGAGGAGGAACUCUUCGACAUUCUCAAUCUGUUGGACAGCUUUCUCAAAAGUAGCAGUCCCGGGGUGGUGAUGGGAGCCACCAAACUCUUUCUGAUCUUAGCAAAAAAGUUCCCCCAUGUACAAAGUGACGUGCUGGUGCGAGUCAAGGGGCCUUUGCUUGCUGCCUGUUCUUCGGAGAGCCGGGAACUCUGCUUCGCUGCCCUCUGUCACGUGCGUCAGAUCUUACGCAGUUUGCCAAGUCACUUCAGCAGCCACUACAAGAAGUUCUUUUGCUCCUACUCGGAGCCCCAUUAUAUCAAGCUCCAGAAGGUGGAGGUGCUGUGCGAGCUGGUGAAUGACGAGAAUGUGCAGCAGGUGCUGGAAGAGCUUCGAGGGUACUGCACCGACGUGUCCGCUGACUUUGCUCAGGCUGCCAUCUUUGCAAUAGGUGGCAUUGCCAGGACUUACACAGAUCAGUGUGUGCAGAUUCUAACAGAGUUGCUGGGGCUUCGCCAAGAGCAUGUUACCACGGAGGCAGAGGGCAAGCAGGCGCUUAUUUGGUUACUUGGUGUCCACGGGGAGAGAAUUCCCAACGCUCCGUAUGUGUUAGAGGACUUCUUAGAAAACGUGAGGUCGGAGACGUUUCCUGCCGUGAAGAUGGAGCUCCUUACUGCCCUGCUGCGCCUUUUUCUCUCCCGCCCUGCCGAGUGCCAGGACAUGCUGGGCCGCCUGCUACACCACUGCAUAGAGGAAGAAAAGGAUAUGGCUGUUCGAGACCGAGGGCUAUUCUAUUACCGCCUCCUGUUAGUUGGCAUUGAUGAAGUUAAGCGGAUCCUGUGUAGUCCAAAAUCUGACCCAUCUCUUGGACUUUUGGAGGAUCAGGCAGAAAGACCUGUGAAUAGCUGGGCUCCAGACUUCAACACCCUAGUCCCAGUGUAUGGCAAAGCCCACUGGGCAACCAUCCCUAAAUGUCAGAGGACAGAGCAUCGUGGCCCAGAGCUUCCUCCCAGGACAUCCUCUGCCACAUCAGGACACCUGACACCUGGGGAGAGCAAGGAGACACUACAAGAACUUCCUGAUUCUGAUGCUUUGGUACUGGUCCCCAAUCACCAGCUUACUGCUGAACAUUUUGAGAAGACUUGGCUUAGCUGCGAAGUAACUCAUCAGCAGGCGCUGCCUUGGCGGGGAGCGAUCCAUCCAGACGCUCUGCAGACGGCCCUGCAAGUGGUGAACAUUGAGACCAUCGCAGUGAGCAGGCCUGGGGCUCAGCCGUGGAAAGCCUACCUCAGUGCUCAGGAUGACAGCGGCUGUCUGUUCCUAACAGAACUGCUGUUGGAGCCUGAGAACUCAGAAAUGCAGAUCUCGGUGAAGCAAAGCCAGGAAAAGAUGAGCUCACUGAGCAGUUUUAUUUCUGUAUUAGAAACUGUGAUUGGAACAGUUGGGGACAUUAAAUCGUAACGGAUUCUUGCUCCUUUCCCUAAGCAGAUGGACAGCUAUCAGAAUUUCUUAGGUUUUCCUCAUUAGAUCUGCUUAUAAGUGCAGGUGAUAUUAGAUGCAAAGGAGAGUGGGAAAUUUAGGAAUGUGGACCCUUUUUUAAAGUUUUUGUCCAAAGACCUGCUUACCUCCUUCUGCCUAAUGGUAAUGAUAAACCCCAUUUACAGUAAUGGUAUUGUAGAGAUGAUGUUGGUUAAGAGUUGGGGAUGAGGUGGGGAUAGGAUUGGGAUCUUUUUCAAAUCAGUUUUGAAGGCUAGGUUACUUAUUAAAUAUGCCUGACAUCUGUGGAA